This is a messenger RNA of Trichoderma atroviride IMI 206040, 3893 nucleotides long. Lineage: Eukaryota; Fungi; Ascomycota; Sordariomycetes; Hypocreales; Hypocreaceae. The record is from RefSeq and is a predicted model, not a curated record.
AUGGACGCCGCCCAUAUCUUCCGGCAAGGUCUGGGGACCGUUGCUCCCCGUAUGAACCACGCCUAUGCACAGCCGCGAAACUUGCGAAAAACGAGGUGUGACCCCACGCUUCCUCGCUGCCUCCCCUGCGAGAGAUCAGGAUCUGUGUGCGAAUACCUCGAUACCGCCAAGGCGCGCAAGAUCAAUCGCCGUUAUGUGAUUACGCUGCAGGACAAGGUCAAAGCCCUCGAGGCUGAGCUUGCCCAGUAUACCGACGAAGAUGGCGAUCAUCCCCCAACAAAUGAAGAAUUGGUUCGUCCAGGAGGCAUGAUUCGGCUGAGCGGCAACGAUGAGACACCUCGCUAUCUGGGACCAUCGAGCGGCAUUGCCAUGACACGGCUGCUCAUGGCCGAAGCCAAGCGGUUUACCGAGUCUAACAAGAUUUCCGAUCUCAUUCCCGAGGUUCGCGCAAGAAGCCAAGCUCGCAUGCAAUCUAUUCAGAUAACCAGCAACAACAGAAAGAAAAGCUAUCCCAUGAUUAGUGAAUUUCCAGCUGAAAGUCUUCCCGCGCGUCAUGUGGCCGACAGGCUGGUAGAGAUUUUCUAUAAGAAAGCUCAAAUUCACUGGCCUGUGCUUCACGAAACUGUUUUCAAAGCAGACGUUGAUGCCGUUUAUAAUGGCGACACGGAUUCGUACAAAAACUUUCUUGUCCGCAUGGUUAUAGCUAUUAGCUUGCAAAAGUUGGACACGCAAUAUGCCGGGUUGGGCGACUCAUACUACAUGGCGGCGAUGAAAUAUGUCGAGGAAAUCAUUCGUCCCAAAGACCUCAAAACGCUACAGUGCCUCGUUCUCAUCGGACAAUACUCACUGCUCACCCCGACGCGAACGCCAGUGUACUAUGUUAUUGGACUCGCUACCAGAAUAUGCCAACAAGAAGGGUUGACAGACGAGAAGACUCUUACUACUACUGGUUACAAUCUGGAUCCACAGACGAUCGACUUGCGCCGGAGGCUGGUAUGGGUAGUCAUGGCCAUGGAGCAUGGCCUUUCGUACUAUCUAGGCCGGCCCAGCGCAUUUGCCGUCAGCAGUGACCGUUUAGAUAUUGCAUUUUUCAGCGCGGCUGACGAUGCCAAUAUUACGCCUCAAGGAAUCUUAGAUGGCCCCCUUAGCACACGGAAGCUCGCGACGAUACACUUUUACAAGAUGUGGGCCCUUCAAACGGAGAUCAAGCGGACUCUUUAUGAAAGGAAGCGGCCAGAGCCUAGAAACGACGACCAUCCAUGGUUUCAAAACAUAGAAAAGGCUCUGCGGGAUUGGAUGGACUCGACGCCGGAAGAUCCUCCGUUUGCCAGACCUUGGAUCUCUGGACAUUACCACCAAUUGAGGGCAUUAUUGUAUAGACCUUCUCCUCAGAUUCCGCAGCCGUCAGCCGGCGCAGCCCAAAUUUGUUUCGAGUCGUCUGCCACCAUCAUUGACCUUUCCCACAAGCAGUUUGGAAGCGAUCCUGCAGACCUGACCUGGGUGUUCCUCCUUUCACUAAACUGGUCCCUUAGCACGCUUCUAUGGACGAUAUCGUAUGCUGAAGUUCGACGCAACCAUCCAAGAGAAGAAGUCGAAGAGCUUGUGAACAAGGCAUUGGAAUCUUUAGACCGAUGCGCAGAGCGUUGGCCGGGGACCACGGUCACGUCUCAACUCUAUACCAUAUUUGCCAAGGCGUGUAUGCAGAGCUACGACGUGCAGGUCAAGCUUGAGAGGGAUCAUUUUUCUUUUAGCAGCCCACCGGCGACAAGCGAGUCUCAGUCUUCGCCCGAAAGCUACUCUCACUCAAAUGCUACCACUCCUCGGCCACUGCCCUAUCUCAACCCUCCGCAGUUUGGCUUUGUUUUUGACUCGUCCCCCGAGACUAUGAACAACUACGUCUUCGAUCCCAAUUACCCUCCCCCACAGCCUACUUUCCGCUCAAACUCCAUCUUUUGCAAUCCUGCCACAGACAAUGGCAGCCGACGCUUCUCUUACUUCCCGCCCGAUGUCACCCACAUGGGAGAGGCUGGUUCAGAAGAUCCUUCGUCCCAUCCGGGCCAGGUACCGGACCAUAUCCCCCACCAUUUGCAAUCGCCACCCGAGAUAUUUCUUCAGGGCGGCAUACCGACUUCGAGACCGGGCUUAUCGCCAUCGGCAAUGGCGAUGAAGCAAACACCGAAUGCUACCCCAAUUACGCCGUCACCGCUUUCGACGCAGACCAACAUGUCGCCACCUCACAAACGGGUUAUUGCGCCGCAGGUGGCCCAGGCUCAGCCGACAUAUGCAGCUGCGCGAAUGGGAGGGCAACCCAUUCACCAGCGACCGCUACCGCCGGCGCCCACGUCCGUAUCCGACUGGUUCUCGCCCCCCUCGCAGUUUAUGUCGCCAUACAAUUUCGUAACGUCCGGCAGUGGAUAUUUUAAUGAAGCCAUGGCUGGGAUGGGUGGGUUUGGCGGCGGCUCACCAGGACCUAGUGGCUUGGGCCUCCACAACAUUACAGCGCAGCUCGAGGCUGGCGGUAUGCAGUUUGGCUAUUCGCCUGGUAGACAGGGCAGUCUUUCCCAGUCACAGCAGCUAGAGCUCAUGGAGGACUUGGAGACGGACGGCGUCAGCGCAAUGGAUGCGUACCUGCAAGAUAACCCAAUGAACGGGAGAGGGUGGUACUGAGAUGUAAAACUGUGUAUUUUUCAUCUUCCUUGGCUUUUCUUUGUCUUUUACUUACUUGCCUUUCGCUUCGCUUCAACACCAUUGACAUUGCCAUCAUUACGGGAAUCUACCGGAUACGACUACUUAGACGAAUUUCUAGCAAGGGAGUACUGCGUUUUGUGUCGACCUUUUAUGUAUGCCAAGUAAUGCUGGAAGAUUUUUUCAGAUGAAGAGUUUCAAGACAGGGCCAGGAAUAGGGAAUAUAUAAACAACUUUCAUUACGAUCUUCAUGAGAACUGUUUGCUAUUUAUUGACUGGACCCAACAAUACCAUGUGUCUCGCUGAUUUUCUUCUAACAAUCGGGAGCCCUAUUCGCAUACUCCAUUAACGAAUUUGAGUUGUGACAAUUAAACAUUUGGGUUUUAAAAUGAGCGACUCGAGCAUGUCUUCCAUUAAGUAAAUAAAGAAAAUAAAGAAAACAAUAAAAAUAGCUUCGUAGACCCAUUUCCGUCGUUCCAUUCCAGUUUUAAAAGAGAUCCCGCCAAUUUCCCUCCCUUCCUUUGCCAACGAAAUGUAUCAUUUCCAAGAAGAGAGUAUUUUUUAUUUUCUUCCUGGAUUAUACAUUAAAUAGUUCCCUUUUUUUUUCUUUUUUUUUUUUUAUAUAUUUUGAUUAGAUUUCUUUCUCUCAGUCUCUUUUUCCCAAUACAUACAUUCUUUCGAAAAGAAUUGGGUGGCAAAAGCAAACUUUGGAAGCCCAAGAGGAGAGAGAAAUAAAGAUUUGGGGUAUAAAUAUGCGUAAAGGAGAGUCAUAAAAUGAUAAGUGCCAAAGUCAAAUGGCCUUUUAAAAAAGAUGUUCGCCCAGGAGAAGAGGCUAACAAAAAGGUAGAUGUGGAAAAAAGGAGUAUCCUCGCAUUUAGAAGACCAAAAGACCCAGGAGGGCUACAAUUAGGAGGCCAAAGUUUUCACUUGGGCGAGAGAGGUCGUUGGAUAGAGGAGGGGGCAGGCUGUUUGUUGGCGAAGGCGGGUUGGCUCCUGUUCCUGACACGCCACCAGGAUUGCUACCACCAGGAUUGCCACCACCAACAGGGGGCGAUCCGGUAGGCCCAAGACCACCAGGGGUGCCACCACCGCCGUUUGUUCCAGUUGGUUCAGCACCGCCGCCAGGAGCUCCAGGGUUGCCUGGGUUUGUUGAGCUUGCUCUCUCCAAUUGACCGGGAGAAGAAAAGUCUGAGCUGGGAGGUGUGACG